AUGAAGGGUCUUCGUCUUUGGUAUUUUCUUACUGGUGAUCUGCCAUGUUCACCCAAGCCUGUAUGCCCUAUUCAGCCAGUGAUUCCCGAGAAUGCUUCAGAGGAUGACAAGGCGCAGCUGCUUGCCUCUUAUGAUGAUAAUCUGUUAGCUUAUGAUACAGAUUUUGUUGCAUACAGGACUUGGUUGGAUGAGGAUGCUCGUGCUGCCUCUAUUCUUGUUGCCAGUAUGGAGGAGUGUCUUGCUGCAGAUAUUGUUUACUUUGACUUUUCACAUCAGAUGUGGACUUCUCUUCAUGAUCUUUAUGAGCCAUCUGGUCAGUCAUUGUAUAUUGAUGCUUUACGCCAGGAGCAGCUGUUACAGCAGGGUGAUGCCACAGUUGAGGAGUUCUAUGCACAUAUGUCUGCUGUGUGGCGUCAGCUUGAUUCUCUUAGUCCUCAGUUGUCAGUUGCCACUUGUGAGUCCUGCAGGGGUCAGAAGAAUGCUUUGUUUGUACGGCAUACAUAUGACUUCUUGACCCGUCUUCGUGCUGAGUUUGAGCUACUUCAUGCUCAGCUGCUUGCUCGUCAGCCAUGUGUGUCUCUGAUGGAUGCUCUUGCUGCUAUUCAUAAUGAAGAGACAUGUCUUCGUACUGCAGGCCUGCUACAGUCUCCUUCUGCCUUGGCUGUUCGUUCGCCUCCUCCUCCGCCCGCGGCGCCUUCUUCAAUGGUGCCCUCUUCUAGGGUUGGAGGGAGUGGCAGUCUUCAUUGCAAGUAUUGUGAUAAGGAUGGACAUGUGGAGGAUUAUUGUUACAUGAAGAAGAAGGCUCAGGGUCGUCGUGGUGGUCGUACUUCACAGGGUGGCAGUAGUGCUAGUAGUCCUGGUACUGGAGGUUCUCAGAGGGGUUCUGCUGGUUCUGAGACACAGGAGAUCCUCAUGUUGCUUCGUCGCCUUGCUGCCUCUACACCUCCUGGAGUUGUUGGUUCUAUUACUCCGGCCUCUGCACCGUCAAAUCUUGCUGCUGCUGCUUCUCAGUCUUCCACUGAGGGACCACUUUCCACUUCCGCUCUAGGUACUUUUCCAUGGAUUCUUGAUUCUGGUGCAUCUUUUCAUAUGACUCAUGAUCGUACCAAUCUUUCUUCCAUUAGUACUCCAUCUAUCCCUAUCACUGUUCAUACUGCAGAUGGAUCACCCCUUUCUGUUGCAGGACGAGGCACUCUUUUGUCCGACUCUUUUCAUGUUCCUGCUGUUUCUUAUGUUCCCAAACUGACCAUGCAGCUUAUCUCAGCUGGCCAGCUCACUGAUCAUGGUUGUCGUGUCAUUCUCGACUCUGACUCUUGUUGUGUUCAGGAUCAUAGCACGGGUCUCCUGGUUGGUACUAGCCCUCGUCGACGUGAUUCUCAGCGCCUUUAG
Molecule: messenger RNA, 1389 nt
Organism: Phragmites australis (common reed)
Lineage: Eukaryota; Viridiplantae; Streptophyta; Magnoliopsida; Poales; Poaceae
Exons: 1
Coding region: 1-1389 (462 amino acids)
Source: RefSeq, a predicted model, not a curated record